Molecule: messenger RNA, 2767 nt
Organism: Gadus chalcogrammus (walleye pollock)
Lineage: Eukaryota; Metazoa; Chordata; Actinopteri; Gadiformes; Gadidae
Gene: dclk2a
Product: doublecortin-like kinase 2a
Exons: 18
Coding region: 526-2727 (733 amino acids)
Biological process (GO): intracellular signal transduction; protein phosphorylation
Cellular component (GO): microtubule cytoskeleton
Molecular function (GO): protein kinase activity; ATP binding
Source: RefSeq, a predicted model, not a curated record
AUUAGGACCCUGCGGCGACCGAAGCGGGCUUCCUUCUCUCAUUGAUCUGACAGGUUCUCCUGCGGUAGUUCAACAUGCUUCAACGCAGCCGACCCAACAAGGGCUGCGAGAAGAAAAGGGGAACCUAGCAGCUGUUAUGGGACCUAAUGAGUUUUAAAUGCUUUUUAUAUGGCAUUAACCUACAAAAAUAGACCUACAAUGUCUGUCAAUGAAGGCAGGCCAUCAUUCUGAGCGCUUUCAAUCAACCAUAGCGUUUAUUGACAUCUCAUUUCGACAACCAAGAGGAAGUUUGUUUUCUUCUUCUUCUUUGGAUUGAAAUGUCGUUUGAACUGCCUUGCCUCGCUUUCGAUAAAUAAGUACGUUUUCACUAGGGGAUGUUAAGGUAACAAGUUGUUGCUGCUCUUGUCACCGGUGAAAUUGCCGCUGAACUCCCGGAGAAGAAGCAGCAUACACCGGGAUACGGCAACAUUGUUUCGGUAGUCACUUUUUUCAUCCGGAUUCUGUGUGUUGUUGGGCAACCGAAGCAUGUCCCAAAGCAGAAUUAUGGAAUUUGAACAUUUUGAAGACAGGGAGAAGAAACACCGGUCAUCUAAGGCCAGCGCCUCCGGGUCCCACUCCAGUCUGAGGGGUAACGGUCUGGUGCCAAGUCCAGCGCACAGCGCGCACUGUAGCUUCUACCGAGCGCGCACCCUCCAAUCCCUCACGUCGGAGAAGAAAGCCAAAAAAGUGCGUUUUUACCGCAAUGGGGACAAAUACUUUAAGGGCCUGGUGUACGCCGUGUCCAACGACCGUUUUAGGUCAAUGGAUGCCCUGCUUAUGGAACUCACUCGGUCCCUGUCGGACAACGUCAACCUCACCCACGGAGUGCGCGCACUGUACACCGCAGAUGGAAGCAAGAAGAUCUCGAGUCUAGAUCAAUUAGAAGAGGGCGAGAGCUAUGUGUGUGCCUCCAACGAGCCCUACCGUCGGCUGGACUACACCAAGAACGUCCACCCCAGCUGGUGGGUGGGCAAGACGGCCACGUCUCGCUCGCUCUCGGCGCUCUGCGGCGGCGGCGAGCAGCUGCUGCUGCAGCGUGAGUCCAAGGACUUCAUCAAGCCCAAGCUGGUGACCGUGAUCCGCGGCGGCGCUAAGCCGCGCAAGGCCGUGCGCAUCCUGCUCAACAAGAAGACGGCCCAUUCCUUCGAGCAGGUGCUCACCGACAUCACCAACGCCAUCAAGCUGGACACGGGCUUGGUGAAGAGGCUGUACACGCUGGACGGCAAACAGAUUACCUGUCUUCAGGACUUCUUUGGGGAGGACGAUGUGUUUGUCGCCUGUGGUCCAGAGAAGUACCACUACGCCCAGGAUGACUUUGUGCUGGACCCCAGCGGUAAGGCUGCCACAGCCUUCAUGACUGAGUGCCGGGGGAUGAGGUCAUCGUCCCACUCUCGCUCUGCCAGUGCCCACAGAGCCGGGGCCUCCCGGAGCCCGGGGCCCUCCCGACGCAGCAAAUCCCCGGGAGCAGUGAGAAGACCCCUGAACUUCUCCACCAGCCAGUCCCCGCUCAGGUCCCCAGUUAACGGGGGUCCGGGCAGCCAGAUCUCCACUCCAAGGUCCACCAAGUCCUCUAGCCCCUCCCCCACCGGCCCCCACACAAUGCAGGGAUUUAAGGUUCCGCCAUCACACCACGCCUCUGCCCCCAACAUCAACGGCUCCUCCAGCCACCACCACCACCGCCACCGCCACCAGCCCCAGGAACACACCACCCCCAGCCCUGAGGUCAACGGCAACGGCUGUCUGCCCUCCUCGUCCCCCAUCCUGGACAAGUAUGAGGUCGGCAAGGUCAUCGGAGACGGGAACUUCGCCGUGGUCAAAGAGUGCGUGGAGCGGGCAACAGGAAAAGAGUACGCGCUGAAGAUCAUUGACAAGGCCAAGUGCACUGGGAAGGAGCACCUGAUAGAGAAUGAGGUGGCGGUGCUGAGGAGGGUGAAGCAUCCUAACAUCAUCAUGCUGAUGGAGGAGGUGGACAGUCCCACUGAACUCUGCCUGGUCAUGGAGCUGGUCAAGGGGGGGGAUCUGUUUGACGCCAUCACGUCGUCGGCGAAGUACACGGAGCGGGACGCGAGCGGCAUGGUGUACAACCUGGCCGGGGCCCUGAAGUACCUGCACGCCAUGAACAUAGUGCACCGGGACGUGAAGCCAGAGAACCUGCUGGUGUUUGAGUAUCCGGACGGCACCAAGUCCCUGAAGCUGGGGGACUUUGGCCUGGCCACGGUGGUGGAAGGGCCCCUCUACACCGUGUGCGGGACCCCCACCUACGUAGCCCCCGAGAUCAUCUCAGAGACCGGGUACGGGCUGAAGGUGGACGCCUGGGCGGCGGGCGUCAUCACCUACAUCCUGCUGUGUGGCUUCCCCCCCUUCAGAAGUGAGAGCAACCAUCAGGAGGAUCUGUUUGAGCAGAUCUUGGAGGGCCGGCUGGAAUACCCCAGCCCAUACUGGGACCUCAUCAGCCACUCCGUCAAGGAGCUGAUUGCCCAUCUGCUGCGGGUGGACCCCGAGGAGCGCUACUCAGCACAGGACGUCCUGUCCCACCCCUGGAUCACCGCCAACAACAGCACCCCGACCGAGCACACAGCCCUAGAGAACAACAUGAAGGUGGAGGUGUCAGGUAAACUGAAGACGCAUUUCAACACGGCGCCAAAGAACAACAACACCAGCGCGGGUGUGUCCGUCAUCAUGAGUUAGCCCCACGGCGCUGAACACGGCCCUGGACAAGGAGGGCAUC